Psammomys obesus (fat sand rat) is the source of this 1817-nucleotide messenger RNA. RefSeq names its product ribosomal RNA processing 1 (gene Rrp1). NCBI's taxonomy places the organism in Eukaryota, Metazoa, Chordata, Mammalia, Rodentia, Muridae. The record is from RefSeq and is a predicted model, not a curated record. The coding region runs from base 71 to 1420 and encodes 449 amino acids. The transcript has 13 exons. Gene Ontology annotation, biological process: rRNA processing. Gene Ontology annotation, cellular component: preribosome, large subunit precursor; preribosome, small subunit precursor; nucleus.
CGUGACGCGCCGCUUCGUCCCUGGAGCGUUCCAGCGGAAGCGAGGAGUGCGUGGCGUCAGGGUCUUCACCAUGGUGCCUGGAUUGCCGCUCCCGCCGGAGGUCCAGCUGGCGCAGCGCCUGGCGGGGAACGAGCAGGUGACACGGGACCACGCGGUGCGGAAGCUGCGGAAGUACAUCGUGGCCAGGUCGCAGCGGGCUGGAGGUGGCUUUACUCCAGAUGAGCUCCUGAAGGUGUGGAAGGGGCUGUUCUACUGCAUGUGGAUGCAGGACAAGCCGCUCCGGCAGGAAGAACUAGGAAGGACCAUUUCACAGCUCGUCCAUGCUUUUCAGACUACAGAGGCACAGCACCUCUUCCUGCGGGCGUUCUGGCAGACCAUGAUCCGAGAGUGGGUGGGCAUCGACAGACUGCGCCUGGACAAGUUCUACAUGCUCAUGAGGAUGGUCCUGAGUGAGUCACUGAAGACUGUGAAAACCCAAGGAUGGGAAGAAAGACGGAUUGAGCAGCUACUGGAGCUGCUAACCACUGAGAUACUGAAACCUGAGAGCCAGGCCCCCAAUGGGGUGAAGAGCCACUUCCUAGAAAUCUUCCUGGAGGAGCUGACCAAAGUGGGCGCUGCAGAGCUCACCGCAGACCAGAAUCUGCAGUUCAUCGACCCCUUCUGCCAGAUAGCAGCCUGCACUAAGGAUUCCCUAGUUCUGCAUAAGAUUACUCGGAACAUUUUUGAGACGAUUGUGGAGCAGGCUCCCAUGGCCAUUGAAGACCUGAUGAAUGAACUGGAUACACAGAGUGGGGAGGGUGAAGUGAUAGAUGGUGAUGAUGAAGUGACAGAUGGUGAUGACGAAGUGACAGAUGGUGAUGAUGAGUCCUCAGAGGAUGAGCAGGACCUGGAAGAUGCGCCACCCAAGAACCUUCAUGCAGCCUCCACACACAGGGCUAACCCUGAGGCAGUCAAGGAGCAGGCGUGGGAUGACGAGGAAAACUCUGGCCCUGUCCUCCAGUUUGACUAUAAGGCAGUUGCUGACAGGCUGUUCACGCUCGCCAGUAGACAGAGCACCCCUUCUCAGAACAGGAAGCGCCUCUACAAAGUGAUCCAAAAGUUGCGGGAUCUGGCUGGAGGCACUUUCCCUGAUGAUGAUGUCCCGGAAAAAGCCUACAAGAAGCUGCUGGAAGGGAGACGGGAGCGGAAAAAGAAAAAGAAGCGUGUGCCAAAAGUGCAGCCACAGAAUAAGAAAGGCGAAAGCGAGACCGAAGAAGCCUCAAGUGCAGGCCCUAGCCCAGGGACAAAGAGGAAGACGGAUGAGAAGACUGGCCAAAGAGGGCCUCCCAGGAAGAAGAGGACGCCUAAUGCUAGAGCAAAGGGGGCUGGUGUGCAGCAACUUAAGAGGAAGGGGAAGCGGUCAUUGCAGAGUGAGAAGUAAGGUACAUGGCCCAAGCCGGCAAUCCUCCUCACUCACCUGGAUGAAUGGGCAGAGUACCUGAGUAUGCUCCUGCAGCUUCUGAAUGCCGAGGCUCUGAGCUUCCUACAGGGGGGAAUAGGAGCAGCAUGGGGGAGGAGACCCUUUCUUUACUGCCGGCCUUCAAGAAUGCGCCUGCCUCAGAGCCACUGCCUGCUACCAGAAAUUCACUAAGACGCAAAUUUCCACAUGUACCAUUUGCAGCGAUCCUAGCCAGAGGCCAGAGGAUCUAGAGAUUGAGUCCCAGAUUAAAACCCUCUCCCUUUCCCAAAGUAAGGGAAACAAAACCACAGAAUUCCCCCUGUGUGGGCACUUUGACCUCUACCCCGGGCACUCACAAAAUAAACUAUGGAUUUUUGGC